AUGUGUGCUCUCAGAGAUCAACGCAUCCCGAAGGGUAAUGGCGAUCAGUGUCUUUUAUACCAAUACACAACCAGCGUUUACAAUAAUGUGGACUAUCUGGCGUUCAAAGGUACAAAUGCCGCUAAGGUGUUUAUUCCACACCCCGUUCCGAUGUUAUACACAUUUGAAAUGAGCAUUUACGAUACGGACCUAAUACCAACCUCACAAAGUAUUGGACAUUUCAUCGCCGAGGGAAUUCGUCUGACGAACAAAGGUUUCCCGACCACAGUUUUUAUGCGGCGGAAGAAUACAGAUUAUUCAAACAUUCAUUUAAAAAUUUCCGACGCGUUCCAUUUGUUACCAAAGUACCUUCUACAAUUGGCAUCUGUAGGCUACACAGGAGAAUUGUGUGAUAAAGAAGACUCUUGUCUGUAUGAACCGUGUGCUGAGCAUGCAACAUGUGUCAACCGAGUCGACGGUCAAGGUCGAAUUUGUCAGUGCAACGGGGGUGAAGGGCCAGAAUGUUAUCCCGGCUAUGACCCAUGCAGCUCUGUUCCCUGUCAGAAUGACGGCGAAUGUCGUCGUUUCGGUCAGUACAAUGAGAGUUUCGAAUGCAUUUGUGCCGGUCUGUGGACAGGGCAUCGUUGUGCAGAACGACGACUGGCUUGCGCAGAAGAAUUGGAACGUUUAAAACUAGAGGCAGCCGAUAAUUCAACCGAGAUUACAGUGUGCUUGAACGGUGGCAAGUGUUUGGAGUACACGGAUCAGCUGGCGUUUCGUUGUGACUGUGAGGAUGGUUGGACGGGAACGCGAUGUGAACAACCGCAAACAGAGAAUAGAACGGGUGGAAUUCUGAUGACGAUACUGAUCAUUCUCAUCGGUGCAUCAUUGCUGAUCCUGACCAUCGUGCUGAUUGCCAUAUUCAUUUGGCGAUAUCGAACCUCAAAACGUCGCACCAAACUGAUGGAGAAACACGGUGGGAUUGUUUAUUUCCACGCAAAUCCUUCCUCUGCCGGAACAAUGAAUAGCCUAAUGGGUGGUCCCGGGCAGUUUAUCAAUCAGAUCUACGGUAGCAGACCAGACUCACAAACAGUGUUUGUUGCUACGCCCAGUUUUACCAGCAAGAGAAGUGCACAUGAUGUGUACGAUGAGUGCGAUCCCCUGGGAUUGGCCAGCAAAAAUAAUGUGUACGGCACGGCGUUCGGUUCGGAUAUACCGUCUUCUCCCGACGGUCACCUGACACUCACAACCCGGUCAAGUUUACGUUCCGCCAGCCCAACGGAAGAGGCACCACCAUUACCGGAACGUCCGGAAAACUUAAGUUCUGUUCUAUCCAGACAAGGAUCACUAUGUUUCACAGAGUCCGGAAGAGACAGUGGCACCGUGUACUCGGUGGACGGUUCCACGAUACAUCUGGUCCAAAAUCCCGGGGAACGUAAACAGCCGACAGUUUAUCGACCGAUAAGUCCAGUCGGAUACUUUCCGUCAACAUUUGCCCCCAGAUCGCCACCGGCUAAUGUAUAA
Echinostoma caproni is the source of this 1503-nucleotide messenger RNA. The record is from the annotation of a GenBank genome assembly. Lineage: Eukaryota; Metazoa; Platyhelminthes; Trematoda; Plagiorchiida; Echinostomatidae.